Paraphaeosphaeria sporulosa is the source of this 3098-nucleotide messenger RNA. RefSeq lists its product as uncharacterized. The record is from RefSeq and is a predicted model, not a curated record. Bases 1 to 2757 code for a protein of 918 amino acids. The transcript has 3 exons. Lineage: Eukaryota; Fungi; Ascomycota; Dothideomycetes; Pleosporales; Didymosphaeriaceae.
AUGGAGCACCUGACCCUAUCCGUCUGCGACAAUUUUGAAAUCAGAUAUUUCGAAAAUGCCAAAAACAAUCGCUUGUUUAGGGAGGACGAUGAUUUCUUCGAGUUUCCAAAUGACCCUGCCUUUCACUGGAACGAAGAAUCUUGCGACUGCUCAACACCAGGAGCUAGUGUGAACCAGUUCCUACAACAGUGGCUGUUCUUUGGACUUCUGAGAACCGUCCUCCAGGAUCGUUCGUUCAAAGAAAGCGAUUUUACCACCACGCCAGGAAACACGAGUCGCACUGUGCACACCAAAUUUCUAAACAGAUAUCUGGAGACUUGGGGUGAAGAAGCCAGUGUCCCUAAUCAUGAAACAACAAUGUGGAUGAUCAAAGCCCAGCUAGCCCUUGACAAGGCUAGAGAGGUAGUCUCAAAAUUUUCGUGGGAUUGGAGCAUAAGAAACAAUAAGGAAGACAACGACACGAGAUAUCCAUAUAUUGAUCAAAAGCUUGCAUUAAGCUUGAUGGUACUCGGAGAAACGCUCUCAAAUGUCAAAUGUCAGAUUGUGGAGCGUUAUGGUUUCACAAUUCGGGGUUGGCACGGAGACGCCAACGAAGGCUGGGGUAUACCAUCCAUUGCCGUGACCACCAUGAUCGACAUGGGGUGGUGUGAACGGACUGUGUACGUCUUGACUUGUCAGCUUAAGUCGCAUGCAACUGCUCUAUUGGCUGCGUGGAAUUCAUUCAGAACUAUUAACCCCAGUCAAGGACGAAACAGAAUAUUAAAUCCAUUCGGGCACUCGGAGUGCAAUAAGCACAAAUGCAUUUUCAAAUCAAUACAAGGAAGCGACAAGGAAAAGUAUAAGACACAACAUCGGCCGGGCUGCAACGAGGAUGGAUGUCCCAUGAUAGGGCCCGAACCCUUCGACGUCGCCAAAAUUAUUGAUAUGGGCCAGCUACCUAUAUUGCGCUACGAAGACGGUGGCGGUAAUCGGUCUACUGUGCAUGUUAGAGCAUACAAACCCGAAUUCACGUACGCAACGAUAUCUCAUGUCUGGUCCGACGGUUACGGAAACAGGGACGCGAGCGAGCUUCCGAAAUGUCAACUGGACUUCAUUUCAAGAGUUGUACGCGACAGUCCUUAUAAUCGAGAAUCCCCCCCGUUUUUUUGGAUUGAUACAUUGGCGAUUCCACACCGAGACAAGUACCCCGAACAAAGAAAAAAGGCGGUGCAGCGGAUAGAUGAAAUUUACCGCAAUUCAAAAUUCACCAUAGUGCUGGAGCUCGGCCUGGAUCAGAUUUCCACUGGAAAUCAUUACCACGAAAUUGCGAUGCGCAUACUUGUAAGUGGCUGGAUGCGGCGAUUGUGGACCUUACAAGAGGCGUAUUUGAGCAAGAAGAUCCUUUUCCGGUUCUCUGACAAACUUAUGGACUUGGAUGAUAUUGAGGAGAUGUAUCCGCAUUCUCAAAAUGACCUCCAAACUAAUCUUUCUGCCUCCGCACAAGUCUACUUUCGCCACAUCAUGGGACCCGAAAGGCGAUCACGAAUGUUUGGGCUCGCUCUAGAAAAUUCGCACGACCUCAUUGCGAGUGUGUGGCGCUCUACUCAGUGGCGGGUUCUUUUCGCAUUAUUUGAACUAAACGCAAAGAGCCCCAAUGGAACAACAGAAAUGCCGGGUUCCACAUCAAGUACCGAUUAUCGCCAACCCAAAUCGUCGGAGGAGCUCUUCAGUAUGAUGAAAAGGCUUUGGGCACUCCUGGAUGAGCAAAGUCCUGGAUGCAUUCCUUCUGGCAUCAUCUUCGUUCCUGGGAAACGACUUCCUCUGAAAGGUUUUGGGUGGGCCCCUGCGACGUGGAUGUCCGGACAACAUGUCGAUUAUCCAGAUCCUCUGUCCCUGCUUCAGCAGGGCGCUAGAAUUGUCUACAAUAAGGGUCUUUCCGUUACGUAUCCGGGUUUCAUACUGCACUCGGAUAGACCUGAAACGGUGUUCUGGCCCAAAUUCCCCGAUCCAAUCCGCUUUCCUAGUGACAGCACACUUCUGGAAUGGUAUGAGGUAGAAUGCGUUGACGAGGCCAAGCCCCCUAUUGCAGGCAGAAUAUUGGACGGUAUGAACUUCGCUAUACUUCUCUGUAGACAGAAACCUCGAGAGGUUAAAGAGAUCGCGUUGCUCGUCCAUAUUGCACGCAAGGUCAGCCACAGGAUAGGCCUAUCGAAAGCGACAUCCAAGGUGAUGGAAGCGCACAUUGUAUGUCGCGUGUGGAUCAAACGUGACAUCAAGAUCGAUCGUUCCUCUAUAUGGGAACAGUUCAGCAAGACUAGACGAAACAAUCACGCGGACUUCAUUUGCGCUGAAGAGCUGGACAACACUCAAGAAUGGCUUGUUGAUGGACGGAAAGAUACAAACAUCGAUGAGGUAGUCGAAAAAUCACCCGGCCAAAGCGAUGAAGCAACCAGGACUCCCGUCAAGAAAUCAUCCGCUUCACCAGACGGACCUCCCGUGCGAUCAAUCAGAGUUUCAAAGACGCCUUUCGCAUCGGGCCGGGGUGCACGAUCAGCUCCUUCUGGCUCAUCUGCACACACUAUGAAAAUUUCAUCGGCUUCAUCGCAAUCCCGCUCAACCCCCCAAAUCCGUGCCAUAAAAAGCAACGGAGCUGUCAGAAACCCUAAUCUCACUCACACUGGAGUGCCCAGUGUGCAGCCUGGCUCCCGUCCAUCCUCAUCUUCAUCGCUUCGAGCAGAGAACAGAAAUCAAUUGACGAAACAAAAAGAGGCGUCAUAAUCAACUUGAACCAUUGGAGGCGUUAUUGGCGUGAUGGCUGUGAGUAGAAUUGUGCCUCGGCGGCGCAGUCAGGAAUGCCUGAGGCGCAGCUGCGUCUGCCAAGUAGCAAGACUCAGGUUCGCAAAGAACUAACACUUUCAGAGAAAUUGGUGAAAGUGAUUUGGAAGGGUGACAGGUGUAUAUGAUGAGCGCACGUUAUACUUAGGGAGGACCCUGUUGGAGGAGAAGAUGAUGCGUGAUGGGACAGGCUGAUGAGGACAUUCGUGCCGCCUUCAACGUGCCGUACUGAGACUGCACAGCCUUUCUUUGGUUUUGUCAUAAGGUGUCAUGACACAGUUCCG